CCAGUGGAAGUAAGAGAACCCGUUCUUCCCCUGUCUCUUCUCUCUGGGAGAAAAAAAAGGUUGAAGCAGCCCGUACGGACAUGGAGUCCCCGUCGUCGCCGGCGCCAGCGACGCCACCGGCCACCGGAGAUGAUUGUUUCGCAAUGAAGAAGUGGCAAUUUGAACUGCGGAAACCUUCCCCGGCUAUUCAUUCAGCGCGACAAUGGCGUGUCGUUCAAUCCGCCAAGCCGCAACGGCGCAUGCGUGAUCAUGAUGCUCCAAUUAUGUCAACAGCGCAUCAGUUGCAUGCACAUGAGCCGUCACGCGAUGCUAUGUCGCCCUGUAGUGGAUCCCUAAACAAGAUGAUGUGCACGCAAGAUGUUGAGCAGACUGUCCAGAACUGCGAUUGGAUCAGUACAUUGCCAGAUGACAUUUUAAUCAAAAUUCUUUCCCUGCUGACAGUAAGCGAUGCUGCAAUGACUGACUGUCUUUCCACUAGAUGGAGACACCUCUGGAAAAACGUUGACUGUCUCAUCUUUGACCUCUAUAGUCUCAGGAUGCCAGAGUCAGAAAUCUGUUAUUACCAUCAAAAACCAUGUCUGCGGAAAGCUCAAGUAACAAAGUUUGUUCGCAAAACGAAUGGCCUUUUGCGCAAUCAUUAUGGCAAUAGAAUCAAGGAAUUCACUAUCAGAUUCCCAUUAACCUCAGUCAAUGCUUCUGAGCUGGACCACUGGAUUCGGUUUGCAGCUUCAGCCUCUACAGAAAAACUCUGUCUUGACUUUUAUGACAAGAAUCGCUCAAGUUGCCUUGACAUUUUCCCUGAUGAGCCUUAUAACUUCAUAUUAUCACCAUUUUCAAAUGGGAGAGGUUGCCAGUUGAGCGAGCUAACUCUGUCCAACUGCAGUUUAGGAACAACGCCUGAAAAUCUCAGUGGCUUUGCUUGUCUUCAUUUCCUUAAACUCAGCCGUGUGUCAUUAGCUGAUGCAGCUGUUUCAAAUAUUAAACUCAGCCGUGUGUCAUUAGCUGAUGCAGCUGUUUCAAAUAUUAUUUCCAGUUGCUGUGCUCUCCGAAGCUUGAUUAUAGAGUUCUGCGAUCAAUUGUUUCAUUUGACGAUUACUUGUUCACAAUUGCUGAAUUUGAAUGUUGAAUUCUGCAAUGACUUAAGUAGUGUCUGUAUUCAUGCUGACAAUCUUGAGAAGUUCACGUACAAGGGACACAAUGUAAAUAUCGAGUACAAAUAUGCACCAUUUCUUGAUAUAAUCCGUGUUUAUUUCACGGAGAAGGAUGAAUGCCCUCUAGACUUCAUAAGUGCGCUUCCUAAGCUUCCAAAGUUGGAAACGUUGAUCUUGCAAUGUCCUGCGCCUGUACAAGUAC
Messenger RNA from Triticum urartu, 1353 nucleotides. Lineage: Eukaryota; Viridiplantae; Streptophyta; Magnoliopsida; Poales; Poaceae. The record is from RefSeq and is a predicted model, not a curated record.